Messenger RNA from Psammomys obesus (fat sand rat), 345 nucleotides. RefSeq names its product 60S ribosomal protein L30-like. The record is from RefSeq and is a predicted model, not a curated record. Gene Ontology annotation, molecular function: RNA binding; structural constituent of ribosome. NCBI's taxonomy places the organism in Eukaryota, Metazoa, Chordata, Mammalia, Rodentia, Muridae. Gene Ontology annotation, cellular component: cytosolic large ribosomal subunit.
AUGGUGGCCACAAAAAAGAUGAAAAACUCUCCGGAGUCGAUCAACUCUAGGCUCCAAGUUGUUAUGAGAAGUGGAAAGCAUGUGGUGUGAUACAAACAGACGAAAGUGAUCAGACAAGGCAAAGUGAAACUGGUUAUCCUUGCCACCAACUGCACAGCUCUGAGGAAGCCUGAAAUAGAAUACUAUGCCAUGUUGGCUAAAACUGGUGUCCAUCACUACAGUGGCAAUAGUAUUGAAUUGGGCACAGCAUGUGGAAAAUACUACAGAAUAUGCACACUGGCUAUCAUUGACCCAGGUGAUUUUGAUAUUAUUAGAAGCAUGCCAGAACAGACUGGUGAAAAGUAA